CCAUGAUCAGAGUAAUAAAACUUUUUUCUUUUGCAGGUACUUAUCUGUCAUCGGUUUUAUUAUCAAUAUAGACACAUUAAUGCUGAUGAUUCCUGAACUGCUCCAAGUUCAGCGGUAUGUCCUGACCUACAGGUUCAGCCAGGAUCACUUGGAGCUCCUAUUUAAUUCAAUCAGAGCAUCAGGUGGCUGGAAUAACAAUCCGUCUGCAUGCCAGUUCCAGGCCAUCUUCCGCCGCCUGAUGGUUCGGUGUGGUGUCUCACCUAGUGAGACAGGCAAUGUGGCAGCCCAAGAUGACACUGUGUCCUUGUCUGCAGUAGAGAUGUCGUCUUCAGAAACUGCUGAAGAGCACCCAUCUCCAUUUGUUAACAUUUCAGCCGUUGUGUUAGACCACAGCUAUCUUCCCACUCGGUUUGGAGGUUUGGUGGAAAACGCUCUGGUCUACAUAGCAGGAUUUGUAGUCCGGCAGAUUCUGCGAAAGCUGUCCUGUGAUUUGUGCCGUGCGAGCUUGGUCAGAGAUGCUGUUCCAGCAUCAUUUGACGAGAGCUACCACCUUCUAACCCUGAAAAACAACGGUGGCCUAGUGAUUCCAUCACAAGGUACAGUGAAGGUGCUGAGAGCUGCAGAGAGGGUGAUUCGCCGAGCUUCAACAAAGCAAGCUCCAAAGGUGUCGACAGUCACACACAUCGUCCGGGAGGAGAUUGGAACGGAGGAUGUUUUUCUGCUUGGGGAACACAUUGAGGAGACACAGUUUGGCAUCGACAACCAUCAUUCCAACUUGUUGUCAUUGGUUGUGUCUGUGUUUCUUAAGAUAAGGCUGCACCACAUUGCCAAACUCACCUCUCUUGACCUGCAGAAAGGGAGCACGAGAAAGAAGCUCUGCAAAACAGUCCUCUUUCAGGGGUUUUAGCUCAUAUAAUACUUUCAUGAGCA
Molecule: messenger RNA, 930 nt
Organism: Scomber scombrus (Atlantic mackerel)
Lineage: Eukaryota; Metazoa; Chordata; Actinopteri; Scombriformes; Scombridae
Exons: 2
Coding region: 80-907 (275 amino acids)
Source: RefSeq, a predicted model, not a curated record